Messenger RNA from Drosophila pseudoobscura, 1049 nucleotides. RefSeq names its product probable G-protein coupled receptor Mth-like 11. Gene Ontology annotation, biological process: cell surface receptor signaling pathway. Gene Ontology annotation, cellular component: membrane. The transcript has 6 exons. Gene Ontology annotation, molecular function: transmembrane signaling receptor activity. Lineage: Eukaryota; Metazoa; Arthropoda; Insecta; Diptera; Drosophilidae. The record is from RefSeq and is a predicted model, not a curated record. Bases 85 to 999 code for a protein of 304 amino acids.
CUGCAGCCCCGGAGGUCAAGGGAACAAAUAGGCUAUAACUACACCAUCGUUCCUUACAACUGCUCCAUAGAUCCGGACAGAACAAUGGCUUAUGUCAAGGCGAUAUCUGUGAUAUUUAUGGCCAUUACCAUUGCCGUGUACCUUUGGCUGCCCCAGUUUCAAUCCCUCCACGGAAAGUGCUGCAAUCUGUACUUUAUCUGCCUGACAGCCACCUUCCUGCUGAAUGUCUUCAGCAUUUUCAACGUAUUCGACAGCAAAAUGGCAUGCUCUAUUAAUGGUUAUGCUGGGUACUUUGCAACGAUGGCCACGUUUCUCUGGCUCUCCGUCAUAUGCUUCGAUGCGUGGAGCCGAAUCGUUAUGCGUCGGUCGCAAGGGCUCCAAGAGGCCAGAAGGAGGAGUUUUCUCAACUAUAACCUCAUCGUCUGGAGCAUUGCUGGAGCACUGACUCUGAUCGUAUUCUUGGUAGACAGACUUGUACCAUAUUCCAGCAAACUAGACAAAACUUUAACCUUGGUACCUGCUGUGGGCGUGUUCUCCUGCUGGAUCUUAGCUCAAGGUUGGUCGGGAAUGCUCUAUUUUUAUUCUCCGCUGGCGAUAUUGUUAUCCUUCAACCUAACAAUUUUCUCUGUGACAACCCGUCACAUUUACUUGUUGGACAAGAUCAGUUCAAAAAAGUUAAACGGAAUCGAACAGAAACAAAUGUCGAAGAAUCGAGCUAAUUACGGCGUGUAUCUGCAUUUGUUCAUCAUAAUGGGCGGCAGUUGGGUUCUGGAAAUCGUGGCAUUUAUUUGUGAAACUCAGAAGUUCUGCAAGCCCUUGAUUGUAGCAGCUGAUAUUAUUAAGUGCAGCCAGGGGAUCAUAAUAUUCCUUGUCACAUUCUGCAACAGGGACAUGAUCAGGGCCAUCCGUGAGCGAACCCACGAAAGACGGUUAAGUGGAGUUGAGUCUGCAACAUGCAGUCUGACACAGGACUUCCAGCUCAAGCAGGAUAUGAAAUAAAUUCCCUAUUGUUAUGGGAACGUUGAAUAAACUUUUAAAUUUUUGGAAAA